UCGGACAGCGAGCAUUUUGUAAAUGCUAUAACUCGGUCAAAUUAAGUCCAAAGAGACUAAAAAUUUUUUCAUAACUCCACUUUUGAUCGUUGAAUCCAAAAAUAUUAAAAAAGAUAUAUGUUAAUUUUGACCAUUCCACUGGCUUUGGAAGCAAUGCUCGACUGACUAGUGAAGCCUCUCUUAAUUAUCCAAAAUAGAAGAUCAUAAGUAUAUGAAUUCCUAUAACGCAUUCGACAAAUACAUAUUUGUCUACUCAUGAUGACAAUGGCAUUUUUAGUACUUAUACUAAGUAAAUCUAGAUCAGCAGUAGUAGAUUAGUUCUCAAUUAGAACACCCAACGAUACUUUUGUGACAGCAGUAGUCUAUUUCAUAUUCAACACUGACCAUAAUGAGAUUCCACAUGCUCCAUAAGAUCGUAUUGCCCUGUUACAUGUACAUGUCUGUUUUGCAUCACUGCGCAUUGUACAGUGUUCUGCAACAAAGGAAACAACAUUUUUUCGUUCUGAUUUAAGUACAAUAAAACAUUUACAUAAACCAGACAGACGACCUGAUUUUGAUUGAUCACGACUCAUACCUGACUUUAUAUAUCAUAUAAAGUCAUAAUAUAUCAUGACUUCGAUUUUGAUUAGUAUUCAUUCAAGGCAGACAUUGUGCUGUUGUUGUUGUCAUGAUAUAACGCUUAAAGGAAUAUCAAGAAUAGUUUUUCAGUGCUAGAAAAAUAUUUUAAAACAGAUUUUUAUCCCAAGAAUUUUCCCUAUAAAAUGUGAAUCCGCAUACGAUUUUCCAUCGUUUUACCAUGUAUGGCAUGUAAAUUGAUAUUCUCUUCACGUGUAGUUUACGUUGUCCUUGAAUCCUUUCUUUCGUUACUUCUCAAAAUGAGAAAGAGUGAAAGAGAAAGAACGAAAGAAAGAAAGUACGAUGAAAUGUGAGUUUUUCACACGAUUGUAUCUGGGGUUCCUACCAUUAUAAUACAUCAAUACUAUACUGUUGUUCAGACAAAUUUUAGCAGAACUGGCUCUCCCGAUUACAGGAUUACACAAUAUACGGAUAGGUUAACAAUGAGUCAAUGACUGGGUUUUUUCUGAGUUGGAUAAUUCCAUGCGUUGAGAUGUGGUACGUCGGCAAAAAAAUAUUUUGUUUAGCAAAAAAAGCUGUGCAACUAAAGUUUGAAAGUUUUUGACGAUCACAUGAGAAAAGGAUGAAUUUGUUCGCAAAAUUUACACUACUCUUCAUUCGAAGUUUCUCCAGCGUGCUAUUUUGAUAUAUAUAUAAAGAGAAAGUCAUCUGAUUCGUCCUUGUGUCUGGAUGCCCAGAAAUAUUUUCUAGAAAUCUUUCAACUUCUUUUGGAAAUACAUUCAUUCCGUUUACUGUAUUUCUGCUCGUUUACUGAUAAAACAAACUGUUUUACAAAAAUAUUCAUUAGAGAAUCCUUGUAUUCGGCUUGUCCGCAGAUAGCGCUAUAACACAUUUUCAGCGUCAAUGUUUAUUUCUGACAAUUAUGAGCAGAAAUAAGAGUAAAUAUUAUAUUAUUUUACACAUCUUGACGACUUCUAUAAGUGGUGUAAAUGGCUUGAGGUACUGCUUAUCAUUUAAAUGAUUUAACAUUUAUACGGUCCGUAACAUAAUGACUAAAAGUGGAAGUUCGUUUUUGUGGCUAUUGAAGAUAUAUGAUUUUCUCUGAAUGUAGUCAAUAUUGAUGUGAACGCCACGCAAAGAGUUUUGGAUAUAAUUCAGGUCUGUUAAAAUAUCGAAUCUACUGGUCGAAGGAUCUGGUUGUUGAUCUACAGAUCAAAGCUACAGUAACAACAAUAACGCCUUUGUCAUUGCUUUUCUCUACCAACUUCAGUCAUUCGUUACAUACUGUAGUAUUACUGAUAUUCGAUUAUGUAGACUUUUUACUUUCAAUCAUCUGUAGAUUUAUAUAGUAAUAUGUUCAUUCAAAUUUUUUCAUACAUUAUGAAGUACAUGUGUGAAUGAGCCACAUUUAUCAUUUAAAUAGUUGUUCUUUGCAAUGUACACUUGUAAAAAACCAACCGGAUGCGUCAUCAUGUUAGAAAGGUAGAGAACGAAAGAGAAUGUGUGCUGUGUGAUGAAACUACACUAUAAGCUUGGACCACAACAAAACACAACAUUUUGGCUAUUCUUUUUAAAAAUGACACUUUAUUGAAUAACACUAUCAAACUUUGGUCAUGCAUGGAGCAUCGUUAACCGGACAAGCUGGACUUCUAUCAAUCUCUGUGGUAAAAAAUUUGGAUGUUACAAGAUUUGUUUUGUCGCGUUCUUUUUCUCUACGGGACAGUACGAACAAAAUAAAUAUAUGAUUUUUUUCCUUUUCUGUGUUGGAAAAAAAUCUAAAAAGUCAAGGAAUAAACCCCAUAGUUGACUCAUUUCUUUCUCUCUUUUACAUUAUAUAUACGCUGGCAUUAACGCUUUUCAAAUCAAAGCUUCUUUAUACACAUUACUAUCAAGACACUUAGAUACAUUUUCCGAAAUAUUUUUCAAAACUACAAUGAUUGAAUCAGAUUCACACAGCAACAAACUCUUUUGUCAAAAAUUAAUCGUGGAGCAAGUGCUUACAUGUCGUGAUGCCAGACCUCGUAGCUUACGUCGAUCGCAAUCAUCGUUCGAUAAACCCGACGAGAAAACAUCAAAAUCGAAAAGUGGUCGAAAUGGGAAGUUGCGUCGCUAUAAAAGUAUGACGGUGAGAGAUCAUCAUGACUCGGACAGUGGCAUUGAAGAUUCGCCCAUCGAACAGCAUGAAGAACAGUUCACGGCAAUCAUCGACGAAACAGACGUAGCAACAACAUCGCGCUCAGAGUCAGAAGCAUCCGAUCAAGAUGAUGAAUGUUUUGAAUUUGCCGACGGGACAUCGUCAUCGUUGGUCAUGACACCGAGACACUGUGUAACACCAGUGAUGAUGUCAGAAAGUUUAAACGAUUUAUCUGAAUAUGUUGCUCUGGCCGCUAAAAUUCCCGAUAAUCUGAAAAAAGAUUUUUGUCCAUCAACAGCCGAAGCAUUUCAUGCAGAGUUUGCCCGUUUGAUCCUUGUUCCAACAUUACAAUUAGGUGCUAAUUAUCGGUUAAUUCCGUACGAAGUAGUGCCAGUGGAACAAUCAAAUAUUUGCUAUGAUUUCGUGAAACUCGACAAUGCCAAAGCUCAAUUCAAAUGUUACUGCUGUGGUCAUGCAUGGACAUCGAUGCGCGCUCGUAUCGCCUUUCAUGUAACAAAUCCAUAUACUGGAAUUAUUUUACUCCAAGUAUUCGGACAACAAUGUGCAAAUUGUGAAAAGUUUGUGGAACCUUUAUGGUACGUGGACGAAAUUUGUUUAGCUAAUUUGGGUGCUUCUAUUGUUAUUGCUUCCUUAUUAGCAAUUCUAUGA
This is a messenger RNA of Didymodactylos carnosus, 3379 nucleotides long. Lineage: Eukaryota; Metazoa; Rotifera; Eurotatoria; Philodinida; Philodinidae. The record is from the annotation of a GenBank genome assembly.